Lytechinus variegatus (green sea urchin) is the source of this 3647-nucleotide messenger RNA. Its product is annotated as ATP-dependent RNA helicase DDX42-like. Lineage: Eukaryota; Metazoa; Echinodermata; Echinoidea; Temnopleuroida; Toxopneustidae. The record is from RefSeq and is a predicted model, not a curated record. The transcript is spliced from 20 exons. Bases 97 to 2901 code for a protein of 934 amino acids. Gene Ontology annotation, molecular function: RNA binding; RNA helicase activity; ATP binding.
UGAGCUUUACAUUCCGAAAGUAGCCAAAAGGAGUAGGCCUAAAGCUGGUUAAUUAUCACAAUCAGGUGUUAAAGUACGAAAUACAGUACAAUCAAUAUGCAUCGAGGAGGUGGAAGUGGUGGUAUGUACAACCGGUUUGUACCGGCUAGCCGAGGCCGGGACAAGAAAUCCCUUUACAGUAAUGCCAUCAUGGGCUUUGAUGAGCAAGACUUGGAGAAGAUCAAGAAGAGACACAGGACAGAACAAGAGUAUUUUGAUGCUGACAGUGAUGAAGAGACUGGUGGCCCCGCCCCAAAGAAACAUGAUACCUUUGGAGAUAGGUACAGAAACCUGUACUACGAGGAGAAAGCACCACCUAAAAAAGAAGAGAGCAGCGACGAAGAGGACCCCUUGGAUGCUUUCAUGGCUGGAAUCAAGGAUGAAUUGAGCAAGGAAGAGAAAGAGAUGGAAGCAAAGAGAAACAAGAAAAAGGCAACCAGAACAGACAUUGAGGAACUGGAUGAAAUGGAAGAAUAUAUGAAAUACAUGGAGGAGAACCCGGAAGCAGGCUUGAAUACUCUCCCUAUCAACGAUGAGGAUGAACCUAUCGAUUAUGAUGCUGACGGCAAUCCCAUAGUUCCAGAGAGGUCAAAGAUCAUCGACCCACUUCCUCCAGUGGAUCACUCUAUGAUUGACUAUGAGCCAUUCAACAAGAAUUUCUACAAUGAACACGAGUCUAUUCAGUCUCUGAACUACUCUGUUGUGAUGGAACUACGCAAGAAACUUGGGAUCAAGGUAUCCGGAGCUGAUCCCCCUAAACCAGCUACCAGCUUUGCUCACUUUGGUUUUGAUGAACAACUCAUGCAUUGUAUCAGGAAGUCUGACUUCUCCAGCCCCACUCCAAUUCAGGCACAGGGCGUUCCCAUUGCCAUGUGUGGUCGUGAUAUUAUCGGUAUUGCUAAGACUGGCAGUGGGAAGACAGCUGCUUUUGUGUGGCCUAUGCUGGUACACAUUAUGGAUCAGAGAGCAAUCAAGAAAGGUGAUGGGCCCAUUGGUCUUAUUUGUGCUCCUACCAGAGAACUGGCUCAACAGAUUUAUAUUGAGGUGAAGAAGUUUGGGAAGGCAUACAACAUCCACUGCGUCUGUGCUUACGGCGGUGGUAACAUGCAUGAACAACAGAGGGCAUGUGACGAAGGUCCAGAGGUCAUCGUUGCCACACCGGGGCGUUUGAUUGAUCUAGUAAAGAAGAAAGCUACAAACCUACGUAGAGUAUCAUAUCUUGUGUUUGAUGAGGCUGAUAGGAUGUUUGAUAUGGGCUUUGAACCUCAAGUGCGGUCCAUAGCCAACCAUGUAAGACCUGACAGACAAACUCUUCUCUUCAGUGCUACAUUCAGGAAGAAGGUAGAACGCCUUGCCCGAGAUAUCCUGACAGAUCCCAUCAGAGUUAUACAGGGAGAUAUUGGAGAGGCCAACCAAGAUGUAACCCAGGUUGUAGAAAUCUUCAGUGAUCAAACCAAGAAGUUUCCGUGGCUCCUUGCUCGGCUGGUUCGCUUCACCACAGAGGGCAGUGUUCUGAUUUUUGUAACAAAGAAAAUCAAUGCAGAAGAACUGGCCACUAGCCUCAAGAGAAAAGAUUUUGAAGUUGGUUUGCUUCAUGGAGAUAUGAACCAGCUGGAGAGGAAUGAAGUCAUUACAUCUUUCAAGAGGAGGGCUAUACCAAUCCUAGUUGCAACGGAUGUAGCAGCGCGAGGUCUUGAUAUCCCGUCAAUCAAGAAUGUUGUCAACUAUGACGUAGCUAGAGACAUUGAUACUCAUACACAUAGGAUAGGAAGAACUGGACGUGCAGGUGAGAAGGGAACAGCCUACACACUCAUCCUGAAGAAAGAAAACCAGUUUGCCGGUGACCUUGUCCGGAACUUAGAGGGCGCCGAUCAAGCCGUGCCCAAAUCACUCCUAGAUCUUGCCAUGCAGAAUCCCUACUUCAAGAAGUCCCGUUACCGGGCGGGCAAGGGGAAACGUCUCAACAUCGGAGGCGGUGGCCUUGGUUACCGUGAGCGGCCGUCAGGAGGGGGAAGCAGCGGAGGAGGGUCGUCCAUGGAAUUCCUCGGUUCCUCUGACGGUGACGAAGGAGAUAGAGGUGUAGGGAGUCUUUAUGCCAACAGACUUCAUGCUAUGAAGAGUGCUUUCUCUAACCAGUUCAAGUCUCAUUUUGUGGCUUCCAGCUCCUCCCCGUCCACGUCCAACCUGUCGUUCCGAACCCCGACCCAGUUUGAACCUGCCAGUAACGUGGGAGGGGGAGCCCCCAAGGCCCCACCUGCCCAGGCCUACAAGCACCCCACCCCUACCCCUCAGGGUGGGGCGUACAUCAGUAGUAGUCAAGUCAGUAGCAGCACCGGUGGAUAUCACUCUGCUACCGCCCCCAUGGUCCGAACCUACACGCCAGGUGCCUCCGCCUCCUAUGCACCAUCAGCGACGUCACCGUCAUCAUCACAAGGGAACGAGGCGUCCGGUCACGAGAGAGGUUCAAGCGUCAGCUUCGGGCACAUCCGCAGAUCCAACAUGGGCCGCGAUCGCAGCUCAGGAGGGGGUCAUGGGGACCGACGGCACAGCAGCAGCAGCGACGGACGGGAUCAUCAUCGAGAGGAUAGAUCUGAGAGAGGUCGCGAAGAUGACGAUGGGUCAGAGGUCAAAGUUGAACAGGAAGGGGAUGUUGAAAUCCCCGAUGGGUCAACGAAAGAGGGCAAUGACCACGGGUGGACUCUGAGAGGGGUUAACUUCGGGGUUGGAAGUGAAACCGCUGGGUUACAUGGUAGCAUGGUCAGUAGUAGCAGUAUCAGUAGCAGCUCAUCGGCUGGUAGCUCAACAGGCGGAAGUUCUGCUGAACAGACGAAACCCAAACGAAAGAGUCGUUGGGAUACAUAAGAAGCGCAGAGUUAUUUCAUGUCAUUUCUUGUGUGUAUGUAUUCUAUUAUACCUAGUUAUAUUAUUGUACAGGUUUUUGAUUAUGAAAUUCCAUGACCCUGAUGUGAACAUAACAUCAAUGGGGUGAUUCACUAGCUGUUUGGGAAGCUAUGAACAACCUUAUGAAUUACUUAAUAUGAAGUGCCAAUAUGUGAACCCAAAUUGUUUUUCUUUUGACCAGGUAUGAAUUUUCUUGAUGUUUACUUUUAAAUUCUGUAAUUGUAUCUCGGAGUAAAAGGUAACUUUUGGAUGAUACCUAACUCGAGUUUUGGGGGCUUUUAGGCAUAUAGGUUCAUUUUCAGGAAAAGGUCACAAUACAUGAAAAUCUCAAUUAAACCAUCUUGCAACCCACAGUCCGAUACCCUCCCCAGAGUGAACUCAAAUGAAAAUCUGCACAAUGCAUCAAUUUUCAGUGACCAGCAACUCCCUGAUCCGAAAAUGUUGAUAUUAAAAUGUUUUGUUACGGAUUUUAAUGUUAUGGAAGUUUACAAACAAGUUCACAUUUUCAAGCCAAAGCGUCACUAUCCAUUAAGCACAUAGCUGUUUUAAACGCCACAGAUUGUAUAACAGUCGUUAAUGUUUUUGGUGUUUGAAAUUCGCAUGCGUUUUCAAGAUAAAGCAUCACUGGCCAUUUUCACCAAUAAUAAUAAUGGGCAUUUGUAUAGCGCCAUCUAUCUAGAAAUAUUCUAUUCCGAGGCGCGCUGUUA